Molecule: messenger RNA, 1305 nt
Organism: Umbelopsis ramanniana AG
Lineage: Eukaryota; Fungi; Mucoromycota; Umbelopsidomycetes; Umbelopsidales; Umbelopsidaceae
Exons: 2
Coding region: 90-947 (285 amino acids)
Biological process (GO): SCF-dependent proteasomal ubiquitin-dependent protein catabolic process
Cellular component (GO): SCF ubiquitin ligase complex
Molecular function (GO): protein binding
Source: RefSeq, a predicted model, not a curated record
GGUGGAGCUUGCGCGGCAAAGUCCCAAUUUCAGCACUCCCAUUUAAAAUUUGAAAGUCACGGUGCUCGAGAUCUCUUUCAACUUGCUGAAUGUCGCUUCCAACUGAAAUCUUGCAAGAGAUCAUAUCACAACUAAAUCAAGCGACGUUAGCUAAUUGCACCAGAGUUUCUAGUCAAUUUAGAGCUCUCGCCAUCCCCGUCCUUUAUGAGUCUCCAAGUUUACUGACUGCCGACCGUUUUCGUCGCUUUUCGAGGGACCUAAGUGCUGACAACGCUGUAUAUGUUCACACUCUGGACUUAUCGAUGACAGCACGCCGAUGGGAUAGCAUAAAGGGCCAAGAGAUUGUAGAACUACUAUUAAAAUGCUUAUAUAUAACCCAUUUAGAUCUCGAUAUGUGUAUGGCACUGAGAAAUACAGAUAUUGAAAUCAUAAUGAAAGCCAUUGGAAGGAAUCUUCACUUCCUUUCUUUAUGCUCUUGUUCGUAUUUGAACACACCAAGUGUAGUGUCCAUAGCUACGUACUGUACCAAUCUGCGAGUCAUCAACCUAUCUGGAAUCUGCACUGUGGACGAUCCGGUGGUAGAGCUCGCCUCAAAAAACCCACACCUGGAGACAGUGAACCUGGCAGAUUGUAAUCACAUUACAGAAAAAUCUGUGAAGGCGGUUAUGAAAUGCCCUAAGCUCAAAUACCUCAACAUCGAAGGUUGUCAUGAUGUAUUGGACUUUGAAUCCGAUUCGGAAAGCGGUCUACCUCAACCAGAAUGGGAAACCGAAGAUGAAGAUGACGACGAUGGGGAAGAAGUGGAUUAUGAAAUCGAAAUAAUAUCGGACUCAGACUAUAACUAUGACAGCAUCAACAGUGAGGACGAGGAAGAUGAAGAUUACAGCGUGUAUUCAUCCGACGAGCGCAGCGAACAAGCAGCCUGCGAAGCAAUGAGAGAGACGUAGAUGGCGACGGUGAUAAUGUGAAACAUACAGCAUAGGCAUUGUACCAACAUGAAUUGAUGUGGAGGUUAUUCUUUUAAUUACUAUAUGGUCUACUCAUUCAUUCAGUCUCGUCUUUGGGACGAAAUGGUUCUAUGAGCAUCUUGCUGAAUUCUUUUAUAUCCUCAGUGCCUCGGACUUCCUUGGUCAACAGUGGCAUUCUAACAAUGUGGAAAUCCUCGUAAAGAUCAUAGAUCUGGUCCAGAUAUUUCUGCUGCAUCUUAUGGCGCACUCCACAGUGUUCGCAAUUUGAUCCUUUUGUACAUAAAAAAAACGUUUCGUAAAGAAUAAGAUUAAAGACAUAUUAAAACAAUGGCAAAUA